Molecule: messenger RNA, 4792 nt
Organism: Brienomyrus brachyistius
Lineage: Eukaryota; Metazoa; Chordata; Actinopteri; Osteoglossiformes; Mormyridae
Gene: itprid1
Product: ITPR interacting domain containing 1
Exons: 16
Coding region: 975-3956 (993 amino acids)
Molecular function (GO): signaling receptor binding
Source: RefSeq, a predicted model, not a curated record
UAAGUCUUGCCGAAAUGUAAAGAUACAUGUCAUCAUAAAAAUGAGCUAUAGUAACUUGGAAAUAUAUAGCAGCUGUGAUUAAUUAAUAAUUUUAACGGUACAAAACGUGAAUAAUCAGGCAUAAUUAUUACAGUCUGACCAAAGGUCGACAUAGGACGGCCUUCAGGAAGGUAGCGGAAAUAAGUGUGGAGGGCAGUCAGGGCACUAACAAUCUUUAUCCAUGUUGUAUUUUAAAAUAAAACUGGCUACACCCAAGGGCAUACUCGUUUGAAGUUGAUCGGAUCAAAUUAAGUAACACAGCAAAUCUACGUGACAUGGGCGGACCUGACAUUAUAGAAAACGGCAUUAAUACUCUACUGACACCUAGUGGACGAACAUAACAUUGCAGUUAGACAAGGGGGUAAACGACCAGAAGUUCAAACGCUGGAGUUUAUAUGCAAAUUCUACGAGUCGUUAAUUUAAUACUGAAAGGGCCAACAGCAACGGAGUGGUUUAUCUGUUAAACAGUAAAAUCAGUUUGCAAACACGGAAUUUGUUGUGCACCUUUACAUUUCCAGGAAUAGUUGCAGCUUUCUGCGGAUAUAUUUGCAUAUUUUGCAGCCUUCGUACGUGAAACCAAAUUAGCCUUUCUCUUUACUUAUCCCAGUAUAAAAAGGAAGUUCAAACCAGAACAUAGUCGUGAAACGUCACACUCUAUAUAUAGAAGUACCUAUAUAUACGCAAACAAAAGUGAAAUUGUGGUGGAGUGUCAACGUACAUCCAGAGAUGGAUUGACACACCGCAGAAAGAGAUGCACUUCCAAAGCCCAGUCCGUGUCUGGGCAACCUGGUCAUAGACCAUCUUGGAAUCAGUUUUUCGCUCCUUCCUCUCGGCGAUGAACUGUCCGCCCAGAGCGCCGUGAAUCCCGACGAGCCGCGGCCAUUCCAACGCUCCAGUACGCGGACAGGGCAGUGUGAUCCACAAGACCAGCGGCGAUGACCGCCAGACACAGCAAGAGGGCCAACUUGGUGGCCUCCAAGCUUCAGUGGAGCAGGAUAUGUGACCAUUUAGAGCCGAGUAGCAGAACUGGAGAAUCCCAGCAGGACAGCAUUCGCCAGUGGCUGAUCUCAGGAUACCAGGGUGACAACCAGAUCAACUUGUCCGUGGACCCUACAGAAUCCCUCAGGAGACACGGCAGCACUGAAGAUGACCUGGUUCUGGGUGUGGAAGCCUCGUUGUACCGUAAACAGACACCCCACAGGACUGCUGAGCAGCGUCACGAGCCUUUACACUUGAGUCCCUCCCUCCUCCGGGGAAACAGCAUCACAUCUACAGUCUCUGCCCUCUCUGGAUGUCGCAGCGUCAUGGACGUGCUGAAGCUCUGGCAUGACGAUCCCGAGGAGUUUCUCCUGGACCUGGGCUUCGGCUCUGACGAGCCCGACAUCACCGUCAAGAUCCCAGCCCGAUUCAUUAACCACCCAUCCCAGGCCCGGGGGAUUAACAUCCAGGUGUUCCUGGAGGCCCAGAAGAACCGAAUCGAUAUUGAGAACCCUGACCUCAGCAACCGCUUCAGGCAGCUGGAGGUGUUGCACCAAGUGGCCACGGCCUUCUCUUCUCUGGUCGGCAGCCCUCCUGGCAACCAGCCUCCAGCCCAGCAACCGGUCGCCGGGCAAAGACAUGUCAACCAACCCGAGGCCAGCGAAAGGAGAAAGAGGCUCGCCAUGCUGCUCCGCCGGGCUUCCCGGAAGAACUUAACCCAGUCCACCACAGACCACAUUCCACACCAGGAUUCCAGUCUGGAACCUCGCCUUGAGUCCUGCCCCGAGCCCCGGCCAGCCCUCAAACGCUCACGACAGCUCCUUCUACCCUCCGAGGGCAGUGCACUUUCCCCCCUGGCUGAGGAGCAGGGGACUUCGUCAGACCCUUCUCAGCCCAAGCUGAGCCCCACUCCGUCGAUCCAGGAGGCCCCCCUGAGGAUCAGGUUGGGCAGAGAUGCCGUCUCUACACCCUCCACUGUCCUAACCAGGAAGAGGAGUCCCGAGGAUGGCCGGGAACCUGAGUCCUUUGAGCUGGAAGAGAUACAGAGCUUUGACGACACCAGUGUAGCAGGGAACGUCACAGGCCAUUCAAACGGCACAGAACUGGGCGUAGUGAGGACAAACAGCUGCCAAUCUGACAGCAGCGGAUUCCUGGAGGAGCCCGUCAUACCUCCCCGAUCCCAGCAGGGGGCGGCAGCACCCGAUCUUAUGAAGACCCUGCGGGCAAAUGCAGGGGAUGACACGAAGAUCCAAGGCAUGCAGGAAGGCUGCCAGGACGCCUCGUAUCGAGUUCCCCCAGUGAGGGCUAACUUGGAAGGUGACCAUUCCACUGAGGGCUUGGAGACAUCUCCAGGUCCUAGGGCAUCCUGGGUUGAUGGCACUGCCAAGAUAGAACUGAGCCGAGAGGAGGAGGAGCAUGAGAAGAAGGCUCCCACCUUGAUGGUCAAUUACACCAUCACAUCGUCUUACAAUGAGGGGAAUAUGGGCUGUGUCUUGGAAGAAGGGGGUAUGGUCAUCUCUAGUGAGGACAGCUGCAGGGGGGAGGAGUCGAACACUGGAGAAAGCAUGGCCACUCUACUAAUGGAUAGUGCUGACAGUGAUGAGUUAACAUAUGUGUCCUCUGUGGAAGACAUACCCAACUUGGAUCAGGAGGUGGAGCCUCUAGGGCUCCAGAGCUUUAUUGAGUACACGGGGAGCAAGGAGCCAAGCUCUGGGGAAGUUCGAGGACUGCUAGAAGCUCCCCCAGCCAGCAGCCUGCCCAGACUAUGGCAUGAGCAAAGCAACCCCACUCUCGUGGAGGAUGCAGGGUGUGGAGGGGGCAGGCCAUUCUGCUGGGUCUCGGUGCAGAUGCCCUCCAGUCUAAGCUCCGUGUCCCAGACCAUCAAUGGCAGGGCAACGCCCCCCACCCCGACACCCGACUCGGUGCUUGGGAGGACAUGGAGUGACCAUGAGCUUGCCCCGGACUUUUCCCUGGACUCCCCAUCGGAGCACGCCCUGGAUCUCCCGUCCGACUUCCCUUCUCCACGGCCACAGCAUGGCACCCAGAGAAGCGAAGGGGGCUUCUGCACCCGGUCAACAUCCCUGGACACAGGGCUGGCGUAUGAAGAAGAUGACGAGGAGGAAGAGAUGUCAUCUGGGCACUGGAAGGUGGAAUCAGGAGCCUGCUGCUGCCGCUGCCACCACCGCUGCAGCUGCUGCCCCCCACAGGCACUACACCGUCACUGCAGCCAUCAACACCCGGACAACUCAACCCUGAAGAUGCAGCGAACCUCCAGCAUGUCCUCCACAUUUCCUGUAAGUGAAGACACACACACCCACACACAGUACUCCAUGCACGAGCUGGACGAGAUGAUGCGAAGCUCACGCACCUUCCGCCUUGUGUUGGCGGACAUCGAGCGGCGGCUGGGCGAGGAGCAGGCCUCAUUGCGCGGCGACCUCAUGGAGGAGGACAGGGAAGACAUCAAGGUCAUCCAAGAGCUGAGGUCAGCCGUCAGGAAGGAGGCGGUGGAGCUUGAGGUUCAGUUGGCUGACCUGGCCCACCACUACGACCAGGGCUUCAGAACGAAGAUGCACAGGCUCCUGGAUGAGCAGUCGUACCUAUGUGCCCAGCUGAGGCUCCGCCCCCCUGAAGUUCUCCUCUGGAACCCCGCCACCAUGCCUAGCCCGACCCCCAGUACGAGCCCCAACCCCAGACUGAACUCUGCUCCCAGCAUCAGGACCAGGACGGUGGCCACGCAGUGCUCUCUGCUUCCCUGGCCUCCUCUAGGGGGUGCGUCCACCCAGGAAGGCAUCCAGGUCCCGCAGAACACCAUCGACACUCCCCAGUCCGGAUCGGACCAGAUCUUAGGAGGGAAGCAGAACAAACUGGAUUUUGUCACGUUUCUCCAAAGUCUAAAAGAACCACUCAGACGCUCAGUCACUAGGGACACUCUGAAAUGAAUGGUGGGGGGUAGGUUGUAUAUGAACGAAACCACUCCAGAAGGAGCCACUCCAAGCCCCUGGCUACGUUUGGAUUGCCCAGAGGUCGCUGCCCUGAAGGUUUCUCGGGGGGCGGGGAGUUGGGGUGUGUGUGUGUGUGUGUGUGUGUGUGUGUGUGUGUGUGUGUGUGUGUGUGUGUGUGUGUGUGUGUGUGUGCUCCAGUUUGUCACACGUGUGUCCCAGAGUUCAGCAGAGGAGAGUGAUAGCUUCUCACUUUCUGUUUGUUUUUUAUGAUUGUUGCUCAGAAGAUCCUUUUAUCCAAGGCAACAGAUCCAUCCAUCCAUCCAUCCAUUCACCAUCCAUCCAUCCUUAUCCAGUAUAGGAUCGCGGGCACACAGAACUAGCUACUUAGUUUGCUUAUACUUUAUAUAAACGUUGGCUGAAGCUGUUCAGCUUAAGAACAGUGUUCAACUGUGCAUCUACACAAUGGCUAUAUUUAAAUCUAAAUAUCUAAAUAAUAAUUUUUAUAUUUUAAAGUCCAGAACUCAUAUGAGAUGACUUUCUGUUGCACACUGAUACCCCCAAUGCAGUUAAGUAUUCGUGUGUUGGUGCAUUUUCAUGAAGGUUCAGAAUGCACCGUGCUCUUGGAAAUUCUAAGAACUCUUGCUCCUAAUCCACAGCCCCACCUGCUGCUGGUGAUGGGGAACUACAUGUGUGACACUGAGAUGAGAUACUUGGUGUGUUUUGUAUGUUUGUGAACUGAAAGGAUUGAUUGAAGCAUUGCAGUUUAACACUCACGGAGUUGUGCUGUGUAGCCUGUGGGCACUGGCUGAAAUAAAGAGACCUUGAGAAUGAAA